AAGUCUCAUCUCCCUCUGUUCAUUCCCCACUGGUUUUUUACUAAAUUCUCGGUUAGUCGCCUAAUAUUAUUCCCUACAUUCUCUCUCUUUCUUGUCCGGAAAUCUAGAGCUUCGGAUUCUGGAACUCAUCACUGCCCCCACUCUCUCUCUCUCUCUCUCUCUCUCUCUAAGGAUUUCUCUCACAUAAAACAAAAACCAUUGGUUCCGCGUUCUUGGUCCUCGUACAUAUGCAGAUGUAAUGCACGUAAGGUUGUGGGAGGGUCGAUGAGGAGGAGGAAGAGGGACUGAGGAGGACCAGAUAUGGAUGCCAUAAGAAAGCAGGCCAGCAAGCUAAGAGAGCAAGUUGCCAAGCAACAGCAGGCAGUUUUAAGGCAAUUUGCAAGCCAUGUUGGUAAUGAUGGCGUUUUUGCUGAUGAACUUGAGCUUCAGCGCCAUGAACAGCUUGAAAGACUUUAUACAACAACAAGAGCUGCAAAGCAUUUUCAGAGGGAUAUAGUACGGGGUGUGGAGGGGAUUAUCGCUAUGAGUUUAAAGCAAAUGGAAAUAGCAAUGAAACUGGCGGAUGACUGUACAAGAUAUUCACAUGAGAACCAGAACCCUGGCAGUGCCACCCUUGCAGGAGCUGCUCUACAAUUUGGAACUUCUCAUAGUACGAUUGAAAAAGAGAGAGAGAACCUGCUGAGGACACUUGGAGUUCAGGUAUCUGAUCCAUUGCGUGCAAUGGUGAUGAGUGCUCCUCUGCAGGAUGCACGCCACUUAACCCAGCGAUAUGAUAGAAUCUGGCAGGAUGUUGAUGCUCAGGCAGCUGAAGUUCUACGGCGCCAAAUGAAGUUGAGAGAUUCUGGUACAAAUACAGACAGCACAGUGAAAGUCCAACAUGCAGAAUCUAGGCUAGAAGAGCUCAGAUCUACAUUGUCAGCAUUAGGAAAAGAAGCCAUUGCUGCCAUGAUGUCUGUUGAAGCUCAACAACAACGGGUUACUUUUCAACGAUUGUUGACCAUGGUUGAGGCUGAGCAGGCUUUUCAUCAAACUGUUGCCGACAUUCUUAAUAAUCUGCGUACUGAGAUGCUGGCAGAAAAUCAGCACACUGAUUCUGCUGCAGAAAUAGAAGGUCCAUCCACAGGUGCUUAUAUUACCCCACCUCCACCUGGUGAUGCUAAGCCCAACGGUUCCCAUGAAUCACAAGAAGCAACCUCAGCAAGUACUCCAACAGAUGUUUUUGUCUCACCUCCUUCAGUUGAUAAUGUUGCAUCUCCUGUGGUUUAUGAUGCUACACCUCCUGUGGUUGAUGAAGCCAUGCCUUCUACUAAUGAUGCUAAAGUCAAUGGUUCUGUUGAUCAGGUCACAGCUACUCAAAAUGGUCCAUAUUAUAUAGCAGAGGCUAUACAAUCUUUUGAUGCUCAGGAUGAGGACGAACUUACUCUUUCUGUGGGGGACUAUGUUGUGGUUCGCCAGGUUUCACCUGCUGGAUGGUCUGAGGGUGAGUGCAAGGGGAAGGCUGGUUGGUUUCCUUCAGUUUAUGUGCAAAGGCGGGAGAAAGCUCCAGCAAGUAAAAUUGCUGAUGUUAGCUCUUCACCAUAAGUUGAUGUCUGUUUGUUCCACGUUCUCAUUAUUGGCAGUGUGAAUGCAUCAUCUUCAUAAUGGUAUUUAAGGUCGCGUUAGUUGCUACCAUUUUUCAUUAUGAUGGUUUGUUGGUCUUGUGGCCAUGUUUAUGUUUAUAUUGUAAAAUUUGACAUGUAUUUUUCCUUUGAGAUGUUUCUUGGUAUUUUCCAACUAUUUUGGUUUGUCUGCUUUUUUGUAUUUAGAAUAAUGCCCACCACUGUAUAAAACAUGUAAAACUCAGAUGCUGUCAUCAAAAAGUGAGGCAAUCUGCACUUCUGAAAAUAUGAAGCUGCAGGGAGCAAGAUACGAGCGACUGCAAUGAAUUAUGAAGUUUGUUUGAGAA
Nymphaea colorata (pocket water lily) is the source of this 1945-nucleotide messenger RNA. RefSeq names its product SH3 domain-containing protein 2-like. The transcript is spliced from 10 exons. The coding region runs from base 301 to 1581 and encodes 426 amino acids. Gene Ontology annotation, molecular function: protein binding. NCBI's taxonomy places the organism in Eukaryota, Viridiplantae, Streptophyta, Magnoliopsida, Nymphaeales, Nymphaeaceae. The record is from RefSeq and is a predicted model, not a curated record.